AUGUCACAAACAUCAAGCACCCCUUUCAACAUCCCCGAGCUUCUCGUUGAAAUCCUACUAUUCCUUGAUCCACGAACCCUGACCACGUCCGCACAGCGCGUUAACAAGCAGUGGCAGGCCACAAUUCUAGGAUCGCUGAAAUUGCAGCGUGCACUUUUCCUACAGGCCACGCCUGGAGCAUAUGAACGCAACCGUGAUCACAGCCCACUACUUAAGAAAACCUUCGCGCCCUGGUUCGAUGACUUUGCGCAUCGCCACAUCUACUACUACAGCGAUUAUUCUAACGGCCGAUACCCAAGCUGUUAUGAAACGCUGACACUAGCAUCGGCGAAACGAAGAAGGGCGUUCAUGCGCGGAGGAAGCAGCUGGCGGCACCUACUUGUCUCGCAACCGCCCGUUCGGAGGCUCGGGUGUUUGAUGAUGCGACCGUCUGAGUGGCUACACAACAGUAUGAGUUUCAAAGUCUUGGAGUUUCCAGAUGGACUUCGCAUGGGAAAGCUCUACGAUUUGGCACAGAAGUGGUCGCUCAGCGAGGAGUUGGCCUUCUUCAAAGUCUUCUGGGAUAUGGACAACACGCACGAUCUUGAUCACCUCACCCGGACGUCCUCGCCAGAAUCACUUGAGGCUCUCCAACUCUGCAAAGCCAAUGUUGAUAUCAUAUUACUGGGUGGUCUGGACAGCUGCCGAAAGUUCAAUCAGGAGAAAGCCCAGGUGUUCAAGAGUCGAUUUACAUACCAGUCCCGCAAAUUGGAGACGCCACAGGAGCCCACUUCAGAUAGCGGGUAUAUCAGCCUCCCAGACAUGCUAUUACCAGAAAACAACCAGUGGCCUGGCUUCCAAAAUUCACUUCCUGCCUCUUGA
Molecule: messenger RNA, 861 nt
Organism: Neoarthrinium moseri
Lineage: Eukaryota; Fungi; Ascomycota; Sordariomycetes; Amphisphaeriales; Apiosporaceae
Exons: 1
Coding region: 1-861 (286 amino acids)
Molecular function (GO): protein binding
Source: RefSeq, a predicted model, not a curated record